AUGCGCGAACUUUUGACCAGAAAUGCUAUGUUAGAGAGGCAAGUUGCUGAGUUACGUGGACAAAUAGAUACCCGCGGUUUAACCAAACUGAAGACACCAAGGCGACCACUGGAUUUCACUAAGUAUGUCGAGUUAUUUUUUAUUUUGAGAUUUACAAAGCGUCGAGUUGCUCUUAAGAUCUUGUAUUUGGGUUGGGAUUAUUGCGGGUUAGCUCGUCAGGAAAUCACUAAAUGCACUAUUGCGGAAAAACUGAUUGAGGCCUUUAUGAAUUGUCGAUUGAUCGAAGAAUCUAGUGACAUUCGAUUCGCUGUAUGUGGACGCACAGACAAGGGAGUUAGUGGCUUUUCACAGGUCGUUGCCUUAACGCUGCGUUCAAAUGUCCACGAUGGUGUUGGUGUCAUUGCUCCUGACGAUACUAGCAAGUUGUAUCCUCCAAAACCGGAAAUCGAUUAUGUGCUUAUUGGAAACAAAAAUCUGCCGCCAGAUAUUAGGAUACUUAGCUGGAGUCCAGUGCCCCUUGACUUCAGUCCUAGGCGGGAUUGCAUCAGUCGUUCCUACAAAUACUUCUUUCCUGCUGUAGACUUGGAUAUUGAAUGCAUGCGUUUGGCCGCUUCAAAACUGAUAGGCCAUCAUGAUUUCCGUAACUUCUGCUCCUCUCAGGUUGCUAAUGGAGUCCUUAACCACGAACGUACUAUUUUCAAGAUCGAGAUUUUUGACAGCGAUGCCGAUAAAACGUCAUUGACGCUCUGCUUGAUGUGCAGAAGAUGCCAGGAAAACCGCAUUACCAAAUGGCGGAGGGUAAUCUCAAUUAUCGCCCUUUAUAACGUUUACACAUUAGCGGAACCCCUUCUAUUUUUCGAGCCAGAGUUCGAAAACAUGAAUUGGCAGUCAAGUCUGGAUAUGUUUCCGGAUCGACGCCAAGAGCACUAUUUUGCAGCUAUAUCGCGUGAGGCACCCUCGUCAAAGGAAUUUAAACGCAAAUCAAUUUUGGAGCGUCCCACUGAUGAUGCGCUUGAAGAGAAAGUAAGGAAGGUAGAAAACCGAGGCAAGCUGCGGGUGGCACGUCUUACUGGUCAUCAGGUUGUUUGUUGCAGUUGCGUAUAUUCUACGAUGGCUUCCGCAGAAAACAUUGAUCAGGACAUUAAGAUAUUUUAUAAAAAACUGUUUCCUUGUGAUUUGCUUUGCAAAUGGUUGUCUUGUGGAUCUAAACAGCCCUUUGAAACGCUUUCUAGGAGGGAGUUCAGUUUUUCAUUUGCUGGUGAUGUCUAUCUCCGAUAUCAAAGCUUUGGUGAUCCCGCUUCUUUUCGUUCAGAACUUGUGAGAACAUGUCCAAACAAAAUUGACAUCGGAGCUGUUUAUAGUGCUCCGCCGCGGCUGCAAAGAUCUCUGUCGUCCACCACUUUUGUUCCCGAAUGGAAGGAGUUGGUUUUUGAUAUUGACUUAACCGACUACGACGACAUACGUUUUUGUUGUGGAUCUGCAAAUCCUAACGCAAAGACUGCAGUGUGCCAUCGCUGUUGGGAAUUGGCCAAAUGUGCUGUUAUAUGUUUGGAGCGAGCUUUAAGAUGCGAUUUUGGCUUUGAGCACAUUUUGUGGGUUUACUCUGGACGGAGAGGUGUACAUUGUUGGGUUUGUGACCCCGUCGCCAGACAUUUGGACUCAGCUGGUCGAUCGGCAGUUGCAGAAUACUUAACCUUUGUCCAUUCGAGUGAUGCGCGGAAGCAGAAACUGAAAAUUUCGUCACUUCCGGAGCCAUUACUUCAUCCAUCUGUUGAGGCCGCUGCAGAUACGUUAGAUUCACAUUUUGUGAAAUACUGCGCGUCUCAGAAUCUUCUGAACUCCCACUUUCCUGAUCGAGUGAAAUUGAUGCUCCAACACCUUCCCCCUGAUUUGGAUUCUCAACGGAACGUUCUCUUCGACCAAUGGGCUAACAGGGAGGAAGACAAUUCUGAUUCGACUGUAAAGCGUUGGAACACUUUGAAGUGUUUCCUUCAAUCGGAGAAGCGCGAUAAUGUCAUCAAAGAUAUUAUUUUGAAUACCGUUUAUCCCAGACUCGAUACUAAUGUCACAAAUGGUUUUGGUCAUCUCUUAAAGAGUCCAUUUUGUGUCCACCCGAAGACCGGCUUUAUCUGCGUUCCUAUCGACUCUCAUCUCAUUGAGUCAUUCGAUCCACUGACCGUGCCUCGGUUAAAUGAGCUUGUAUCUCAACUUUCGCAGGCAAAUACUCACAACGAGGUGGCCUCUCAGCAUCUACUGGCGUACAAACAUACCACACUUCGUCCUUAUGUUGAAUUCUUUGAAAGAUUUGUCGAUCGACUCUCCGCAUCUAUGCAGCUGACUUCGAAGUCUGAAAAUGAUGUUGACACCACCGGGAUUUACGGUGGGAUACCAAGUCUGGAGGUUGUCUAA
Molecule: messenger RNA, 2409 nt
Organism: Hydatigera taeniaeformis
Lineage: Eukaryota; Metazoa; Platyhelminthes; Cestoda; Cyclophyllidea; Taeniidae
Source: the annotation of a GenBank genome assembly